CACCGCAAUGUCGGGAGAUGUGCCCGAGAAACUGCCGAUCCCAGUGGAAAUCAAUAUGGGAAUAAAAGUGCAGUUACAGAAGGAAAUUCGAUAUUUUGAAGGAAAAUAUGAGAAAAUCUUAAAAUUGCUUGAAGGAGUGCAAGGACCUCCAGGAGUGCAGAAAAAAUUUGUUGUAUAUGCCAUGAAGGAAGCGGCAAGAUUUAAAAGAGAAGACUUAAUAAGUCACCUUGAGAAGGUACUAGAGAAAAUAGAAUAUGACCAGUUUCUCAACAGAGGUGGUGGCUCCCCAAACUUAUAAUCCCGUUAUCGCAAUGAUCAAUGAGAAAGCAGAACCAGUUGGCUGUCCUGGAGUGCGACCAGAUAUUGUUGAUGCCUCCCAGCACGAGUUAGUUAAGAAUUGUCUUCUUGCGGCUAAGAAAAUGCAUUGCAACUUUCCUGUUAUAAGUUUCUCUUAGUAAAAGCAGGGCUUUUGCCCUCAGCAUUUUGUUUGAAUGGCUAA
Leptonychotes weddellii (Weddell seal) is the source of this 499-nucleotide messenger RNA. NCBI's taxonomy places the organism in Eukaryota, Metazoa, Chordata, Mammalia, Carnivora, Phocidae. The record is from RefSeq and is a predicted model, not a curated record.